AUGCAGCUGAGCAGAGCAGCCGUUGCCAUGGGGCCCAUGGCCCUGGCCAUCGCCUUCCUGUGCACUGCAGCCGAGACUACAGACAACUGUCCAGAGGUGAAGGUGCUGGGUCUGGAGGGCACAGAGAAGCUCACCAUUCUCCGAGGCUGCCCGGGGCUGCCCGGGGCCCCAGGGCCCAAGGGAGAGGCCGGCGACCGUGGAGGGAAAGGAGAACCCGGCCCCUCCGGAGUCCCUGGGAUUACAGGACCCCCUGGGCUCAAAGGAGACCCAGGGGAGAAGGGUGCUCGCGGAGAAAAAGGAGAGCCUUGGAAACCUGAGGGAUGUGCUACAGGACCUCGGAACUGCAAGGAGCUGUUGACCAGGGGGCACUUUCUGAGUGGCUGGCACACCAUCUACCUGCCUGACUGCCAGCCCCUGACUGUGCUGUGUGACAUGGACACCGACGGCGGAGGUUGGACGGUGUUCCAGCGCCGGGUCGACGGCUCCGUGGACUUCUAUCGGGACUGGGCCACGUACAAGCGGGGCUUCGGCAGCCAGCUGGGCGAGUUCUGGCUGGGGAAUGACAACAUCCACGCCCUGACUGCCCAGGGAACCUACGAGUUCCGCAUCGACCUGGUGGACUUCGAGGGCAACCGCCAGUUUGCCAAGUACGAGUCGUUCGCGCUGGGCAGUGAGGCGGAGAAGUACAAGCUGGUCCUGGGCGCCUUUGUCGAGGGCACCGCCGGCGAUUCCCUGACGUCCCACAACAACAACGCUUUCUCCACCAAAGACCAAGACAACGACCAAAACUCCGGGAGCUGUGCUGAGGUGUACCAGGGAGCCUGGUGGUACUACAACUGCCACCUCUCGAACCUGAAUGGCCGCUACCUCGGGGGAGCCCACAAUAGCUUUGCAAAUGGCAUUAAUUGGCAGUCGGGGAAAGGGUACAACUACAGCUAUAAGGUGUCGGAAAUGAAGGUGCGGCCCACGUAG
Molecule: messenger RNA, 972 nt
Organism: Miniopterus natalensis
Lineage: Eukaryota; Metazoa; Chordata; Mammalia; Chiroptera; Miniopteridae
Source: RefSeq, a predicted model, not a curated record